UCAAGGAUAACAACCAAGUGUCCAAAUUAUCUCAUCAGACCGAGAGAGAGGUAUAUGUGUGCAUGCUCAUGUUUCAGCUCAGAGCCCUUUGUCUAGAAGGCUCUUGAACUCAGAGGUCCAGGCACUAUCAACUUUGCAGUGGAGCCAUCACUUUUGUUGAUCAAUGAAAUUGACAUAAUGUUUUUUUUUUGUUUUUUUUUUAAGCAUCAACCAUGUGCCUCAAGCUAACUGUCAAGAACAGCGUGCUUCAGUUGGCUGGAAUGAGCAAUUCAACUUGUGGAGGAAUGAGAAAUGUUAGCGUUGAGACAAGAAACAUAAACCCCAGGGACAGCAAGGCCGAGGAGAAUGGCUCUGACAGCUUCAUGCACUCCAUGGACCCACAGCUGGAGCAGCAAAUGGAAACCACGCAGAACCUGGUGGACUCCUACAUGGCCAUUGUCAACAAGACCCUGUGGGACCUCAUGACCAAGGAGUUCAUAUUAUCAGAGUUGCUGUCCAACCUGUACUUGCAUGGGAACCAGAACACACUGAUGGAGGAGUUGGCAGAGCAGGCACAGUGGCGGGAUGAGAUGCUGCGCAUUCACCACGUGCUGAAGGAGGCGCUCAGCAUCAUCGGUGACACCAACACAACCACCAUCAGCGUGCACAUGGGGGCCCGUGGGCAACUCCUGGCUGCAGGUGCAGAGCAUCCUUGCCAGAUGCAGGAGGAAGGACCCAGCCUCACCUAUGUGACCUGCAAGCCCCAACAAGAUGAGGCUCCCCUCUUAGACUUACAAGUCUGUAGCCAGUGGCUUCCAGCUGCCUGCCCUCCCUGCCUCCCCCAGGGUCCCUUCAGAGGGUCCUGGGCUUUCUGACCACCCAGAGGGGGUUCCGGCGAUCACUCCAGCCAUCCAUCCCAUUUAGCUUCAUCAUCCUUUUUCAAGCAGUGUUCCUUCUGUCAGGCCUGGUGGCUGUUGCGUUGGGCUCCCCAAGGUGAGAGGUGGCCCCGGACCAGUUGGUUGGAAGACAGCUUGGAAGACAGCUUGGAAGACAAGUUGGUUGGUGAUCAGAGAAGAGGGAAGCCCAAGGGGGUCGAGCAUUGGUCUGACCUGUGGGUGCACUGCCUGAGUGCAAUGGAAGAGGCCAGCAUGUGUGGGGUGAGGAGGGCCGCCGCAGCCCCCAGGCACUACCUGUGAAGCUCCGGCUCCUCCCUCCAUCUUCCUCCCCUUUCCCUUCCAGCCCCUCUUUUCCAGGAACCUUGCCACACCCUCACCUGCACCCUCCCCUCCCUGGCCCUCCCACAGCUGCUGUGGCACACCUGUGCUCUGCACUUGCCUCAGAGCUCUCUGCUCCCUUUUCUCUCUCCUGCUUUCUCUCUGCUUUCUCUUCAACUGCCAGCCGAUCGGGUCAGGCAAGUCCAUCCCAUCCUGGGAGCCCCAGGCCCCCC
Symphalangus syndactylus (siamang) is the source of this 1426-nucleotide messenger RNA. Its product is annotated as dynamin-1-like. Gene Ontology annotation, biological process: receptor internalization; synaptic vesicle budding from presynaptic endocytic zone membrane. Lineage: Eukaryota; Metazoa; Chordata; Mammalia; Primates; Hylobatidae. Gene Ontology annotation, molecular function: GTPase activity; GTP binding; microtubule binding. Gene Ontology annotation, cellular component: microtubule; cytoplasm; synapse. The record is from RefSeq and is a predicted model, not a curated record.